Messenger RNA from Carassius carassius (crucian carp), 6341 nucleotides. RefSeq names its product latent-transforming growth factor beta-binding protein 4-like. The record is from RefSeq and is a predicted model, not a curated record. Gene Ontology annotation, molecular function: calcium ion binding; transforming growth factor beta binding. Bases 122 to 6253 code for a protein of 2043 amino acids. NCBI's taxonomy places the organism in Eukaryota, Metazoa, Chordata, Actinopteri, Cypriniformes, Cyprinidae. The transcript has 39 exons.
CUGGGCUCGAGUCUGGAUGAGAGAAUGAAUGAUCGCUCCCCGAAACUCAUUGACUUAGAUUCAGAGCGAAACAACUUUUGAAAACGCAUCAGUUGCAUCAAUUCACCAGCUCGGAAUAACGAUGUCAGAACUGUGGAGCUUGUCAUUUUGCAUGUCAGGAGUUCUUUUUAUAACCUUCCUUUCCCUGGAGAUCGCAAGUUCCUCAUCAGUCAGUCAUCAGAUGUCUCCUGAUCUCAUCCAUCCUCCACAGACCAGGAGCAGAGCACAGAGACACAGACAUCAGAUCAACUCCACACGAACACAGACAGAUCUGAAAGGACCCAACGUUUGUGGCACCAAGUGCUGUUAUUCAUGGCUGGUCAACCCUAAGACCAAACAAUGCACAAAGCCGAGAUGUCAUCCACGAUGCCAUAAUAAAGCAGUUUGUCGCCGGUUGAACGUCUGUCAGUGUCGUCCAGGCUUCCAUGGCCAUCGCUGUGAACACGCUAAUGUCACGCCAACCAUGAGCACCUGGUUUGAAGCUCAUCCUGGUCCCACGCUACCCUCAACUGCCACCACGGCAACAGUUACCAUGCCAACUCUCGCAUCCACCACCAUCCACGGCAACACCUCUGAAUCUGCCUCCAGAGAUACUAGUCCAGAUGCAAAACAGACAUACUCAUUACGCCGGCAGCCACCCAGUUUUAAAGAGGCCCAGUCAGUCCUGUUGAAGAAAGCUCUUUCCAGUGGAACAGGUGGAGAGAAGAUCAUAAGUGUUAUAUUGAAAUACAUUGAAUCAGAGCGAAGCAGACUGGAGUCUUCAUCCUCUACUGGAGCAACAAAGAUCUCCAGCAACAAAACCUUCCACACUCAACGUGGCCAGUUCACCCUCAUCUACGUCGCAGUCAUGGCUCAGCUCUCAUCCGACCAGCAGCAGCGCUCCACCAUCAUCCGAGGGGGUUCAGAGCGGAUCAAAGUGCUCUUCACCCCCACCAUCUGCAAGCUGCGCUGCACGCAGGGACACUGCACCAACUACUGUGAGCGCGGAAAUGUCACCACUAUCUACAACAGUGAGGACAGACAGACAGGACAGACGCUGCCUGGAUCCGGCUUCAGAGUGUUCGUGUGUCCGAUGUUGUGUAAGAAUGGAGGAGUGUGCGUACAAAAGGAUCAGUGUCUCUGCCCGCCCAACUUCACUGGGAAGUUCUGCCACAUCCCCGUCUCCUCCGCUGCCUCCACCAAUGACAUCAAGAAACAGACCAAGAGUGCUGCUGAUUCAGCCAAUCAGCCGAUGACGUCUGAGUACAUCCUGCCUCUGCAGACGCCUGAGCUGAUCAACACCAACGCGGCCCCCAUGGUGAAGGUGCGAGUCCAGCACCCUCCAGAGGCCAGUGUGAAGAUCCACCAGGUGCUGAAGGUGGGCUACGGCUCCAGCGUCCACGAGCACUCAGAAACCGUGACCUGGUCCGCGGGGCUCUCGGGGGCCCGUCCUCGCCAGCUGCCGGGAGAGAGAGCCAAGGCACCACCGCCACUAAUACAAGUCCAGACCAUACGCGGGGAUUCAGUCUACACCGAGACAUCCGGCUUCAAAUACUGCUUCAGAGAAGUGCACAAUGGACAGUGCAGUUCUCCGUUACCUGGUCUGAGGAGUCAGGAGAUGUGCUGCAGGGGUGUUGGGAAGGCCUGGGGCAUCAACGAAUGCACGCUCUGUCCCGCAGUCUUAGGAAACACUGUGAAUGGACAGGGAAGCUGUCCGAAAGGCUUCGAGAGGGUCAACGGGACGCAGUGUGUGGAUAUUAACGAGUGUUUGCAACCGGGUUUCUGUGAAAAUGGGAACUGUGUUAACACCCGAGGGAGCUACAGUUGUGUCUGCAAAGAGGGCUACUUAUUGGACGCCUCUCAUGGGAUCUGCAUCUCGCAGAAGGUGAUUUCGGAGGAGAAGGACCAGUGUUUCCGUAUUCUGAACCAGGGCUCCUGUUCUCUGCCCAUCCUGAAGAACAUCACCAAACAGAUCUGCUGCUGCAGUCGAGUGGGCAAAGCCUGGGGCAAGAAGUGUGAGUUAUGCCCAUACUCUGGCUCAGCUGCCUUCAAAGAGAUCUGUCCUGCUGGACCGGGUUACCAUUAUUCCGCUUCGGCUGUCAAGUUUAACCAGAGGCUAGCCGAGAUGCUUGACACUGGCGGGCCUCCCCUGGUCUCCGAAAAUGGCCGCACAUCCACCAAGGAAAUAGUAUCCCAACCCGAAAGCUCCAGGACUCACUCUGUAAUCUCACAGUCAACCCGAAGCCAACAAGUGCCAUAUUCGCCGACCAACACGCAGACCAUCCGAGUCCAGCAGAGUCCUACAAGACCACAGCAAGCUGACACGGGUUCACAGACCGGUUCGGUAAUCAUUAUAACUCAACCAAAACCAAACCUGUCAACAAGUGGUGGCUUUCAAACCACAAAUGCCAGACCUCAGCAGCCUGUCAGCAUCCAUCCUGGGAGCACAGCCACUGCAACCAGGCAGCCGGCCAGAGUGAACACACCUGUUGUACGGACACAAACCAGCCGGCCCUGGGUUAACAGACAGCCGGUAUCACCAGUCAGACCUCCUCCUGUACCGGCUACAACCCAACCACUUCCAACUAGACAAGAUGGCCUAGUGUGUGAAUCGAGACCUCAGCUGUGCGGUUCGGGUCACUGUCUUGACCUGCCAGGCGGUCGACACACAUGUGUUUGUAACACUGGAUAUAUCUUUAACUCUCAGCAGGGCCACUGCCAAGACAUAAACGAGUGCGUGCUAACACCCCGUCCGUGUUCUGUGGGUCAGUGUGAGAAUACAGCGGGCAGCUUCCGGUGUGUUUGUCCAUCAGGAUACCAGACCAACUCGCAGCAGACCCUGUGUGUCGAUUUGGAUGAGUGCCGUCAGGUGCCGAAUCCCUGUGUUAACGGCCGCUGUGAAAACACACUGGGCAGUUUCAGGUGUUUUUGCAGGACUGGAUACAAGCUACAGGGCAACAGCUGCAUAGACAUAGAUGAGUGUGUAGACCCCCUACGCUGUCCGGGUCAGGAGUGUGUGAACUAUCAGGGCUCUUACAGGUGUGUCUCCUGUAAGCCGGGCUUUGAUCUGCUCAAUGGACAAUGUUCAGAUAUUGAUGAAUGUCGUCGGACACCUUCACCCUGUCUGGGCGGCCGCUGUGAAAACACACCAGGCAGCUACAGAUGCUCAUGUCGAACGGGUUACAGAUUUCAGGCCAAUGCAUGUGUGGAUGUGAAUGAGUGUGAAGAUCCACUGCAGUGUGCCGGACAGGAGUGUGUGAACUCUCAGGGAUCAUAUCACUGUGUUUCAUGCAGGCCUGGAUAUAGCCUUAAAAACAGAGCAUGUUCAGAUAUCGACGAAUGCCGUCAGACGCCGACUCCUUGCUCUAACGGACUGUGUGAAAACACACUUGGCAGCUUCAGGUGUGUGUGCAGAACCGGCUACAGACUGCAGGGCGGCUCCUGCACAGAUGUGAAUGAGUGUGAGGAUCCAUCCCAAUGUCCUGAACAGGAGUGUGUGAACUCUCAGGGAUCGUAUCACUGUGUUUCAUGCAGGCCUGGAUUUAGCCUUAAAUACAGAGCAUGUUCAGAUAUCGACGAGUGUCGUCAGACUCCUGAUGUGUGUGUUAACGGCCGCUGUGAGAAUAACAUGGGCAGCUACAGCUGUGUGUGUCGUGCUGGAUUCAGACUGGAGGGAAACAUCUGCAAAGAUGUGAACGAGUGUGAAACUGAGCUUCAGUGUCCUGGAAAAGAGUGUGUGAACUCGGUCGGCUCCUUCGAGUGUGUCUCCUGUCAGCCGGGCUUUGAGCUUUUUGACGGCCAAUGCCAAGAUGCAGAUGAAUGCAGUCAAAACCCCACGAGCUGCACUAAUGGCCAAUGCAUGAACACUCCCGGCAGCUUCAGGUGUGUGUGUGAUCUCGGCUUCAAUCUACAGGACGGCACAUGCACGGACAUCGAUGAAUGUGCGAGUCCUCACAUGUGUGGGCCGCAGAGUGUGUGUGUGAACUGCGACUGCUCUCCGGGAUACAGAGCAUCCGGACCGCGGCGCCUGUGCCGAGACAUUAACGAGUGUCUGGAAGGAGAUUUCUGCUUUCCGAGCGGAGAGUGUGUGAACACGGACGGAUCGUUUAAGUGUGUUUGCGUGCAAGGCUACAAGAGCACUGUUAACGGGACGUCCUGUCACGAUGUGGAUGAGUGUGUUCAGGAGGGAGUUUGUCAGGACGGCCGCUGCACCAACACUGAGGGAUCGUUCCUGUGCCACUGCCAAACCGGCUUCACCACCAACCCAGAGAGAACAGUCUGCCUGGAUGUGAACGAGUGUCUGGACUCAGAGCAUCUGGUGUGUGGAUCCCAGCGCUGUGAGAACACCAUUGGCUCGUUCCGCUGCCUGGCUUCCUGCGAGCCCGGAUACCACAUCAUCGGCUCCGGAGAGUGUGUGGACAUUAACGAGUGCGCUAACGAGACUGUGUGUGGACAUCACGCCUUCUGCCAGAAUCUGAUCGGCACGUAUCAGUGUCUGUGUGACCGGGGCUACGAGUCCAGUGGCGACGGACAGAUGUGUGUGGACAUAAACGAGUGUGAGACGAUGCAGGGUGUGUGUGGCUCUGCGCGCUGCUGGAACGUCGAGGGCUCCUUCACGUGUGAGUGUGAGAACGGACAGGAGGAAUUUGACCCAUUCGCUGGCCAGUGUGUGAACAGAGAGAGCACAGGUCGGUCGGGGCCGUCUGGUGGAGUCUCCUCUUCCUUGGCUGGCCUCGGUUCGUCUGGAUCGUCCGGCUCUCUGCCGCAGACUCGGCCUGGAGAAACCAGAGAGUGUUACUUCGGCGUAUCGGAGUCUUACUCCUGCAAGAUAUUGGCCACGAACACCACGCUGCAGGAGUGCUGCUGUACAGCGGGACAGGGCUGGGGCCUCAUGUGCCAAUAUGAGGUCUGUCCCGAGACGGGAACAGCGGAAUUCCAGUCGUUGUGUCCGAGCGGAAGAGGAUACAUCACGACUGAGACGGGAGCGUUCCGCUACAAGGAUGUGGAUGAGUGUAAGCUGUUUGAUCCGGAGGUGUGUAAAGGUGGCGUGUGUGUCAACAACAUUCCUGGCUACGCCUGUUACUGUCCCAGCGGAUUCUACUACGACACGGAUCUGCUGGAGUGCAUCGAUAAUAAUGAAUGUGAGAGUGAGGAGAUCUGCACUGGCGGUCAGUGUGUGAAUACACUGGGAACGUUCUACUGUACGUGUGAGCCUCCUCUAGUGCUGGACGACACACAGCGCAACUGUGUCAAUGCCAGCCACCUCGCUGAGGAUGAGAACUUAAACUUCUGUUGGCGUCACGUGACAGCGAGUCUAGUGUGUCAGAGUCCUUUGUUAGGAGCUCAGCUGACCUUCACUGAGUGUUGCUGUCUGUAUGGUGAGGCCUGGGGUCUGCAGUGUGCCCUCUGCCCCAGCAGAGAUGAAGAGGCCUAUGAGGCUCUGUGUAAUGAGUUCGGUCCUCCUCCUUACUCUCCUCAUUACUACGAGCGCUUCAGCCCGGGGCUCCUGCCUGGAAGAGGAGGCUACAGUCCACCAUACAGCCCCCCAGAGUACCCCGAACCCCAGCCGGGACGCCCCAUCUACAUGCCACCUCAUUACGAUGACUACAGUCCUGUGAGAGCGAGUGGACGGAGGUCAGGGCUCAGAGGCAGAACGUCCAGCUCAUUCGGGCUCCCAGACGCCCCCUACAGGCAGCAGGCCACAGGUGGAAGUCGUUACUAUGAGGAGGACGAUUAUGAAACCGCGCCUGGCCCUCCUUUCGGGAUCCCAGAUCCUCAGGCACGACCCUUGCCGCCCCGUCCCCGUCCAGACGGGCUUUGGCUCAGCUUGGCCCCGCUUCCGGAAAACUCACCGUACAGCAACGCCGAGGAGGAGGAGUCAUGGAGAGCCCCGCCCCCAUUCCCAAUGUUUCCCGAGAGACGGGAGGGAUCACGACGAGUCUAUGAGCGGAGAUUUGAAUCCUAUGGGAGUCUGAGUUCAGCAGAGUGUGGCGUCGUCGACGGCUGUGAGAACGGCCGCUGUAUCCGUGUGGAGGAAGGCUACACGUGUGACUGUUACGACGGCUAUCAGCUGGACAUCAGUAGCAUGACGUGCACAGAUGUGGACGAGUGUGAUGAUGAAGACACAGUCGACUGUGUGAACGCUCGCUGUGUGAACACGGAGGGCUCGUACAGGUGUGUGUGUCUCAGGGGCUUCAUCAUGUCCCGAACACCCAACCACUGCAUCCCGGCUUGAUCGAGGACUGCGUUUAGAGACUUAGCAUUUUUUUUUCCUUUUUCCGCCGCGUUGCUGUAAAUGGUUUAUUUUAUGACUUUUUUUUUUU